Messenger RNA from Motacilla alba alba, 1485 nucleotides. RefSeq lists its product as uncharacterized. NCBI's taxonomy places the organism in Eukaryota, Metazoa, Chordata, Aves, Passeriformes, Motacillidae. Bases 37 to 846 code for a protein of 269 amino acids. The record is from RefSeq and is a predicted model, not a curated record. The transcript has 2 exons.
CUUUAAUUCUCAUUGAAUUGCUGUGAGUGCCUCAGCAUGGCAGGGAUUGCUCACACACAGACAGACAUACGGAUACAUAGACGGACAAAUGGAAACAGGGACGCCGACAGAUCUCUCCAGGCCAAUGCACAGCUGCUCUGCCCUGAGCUGCAUCCGAUUGGUUUCAUGGACACGCAGGAAGCCUGGGGCUUUGUGCCCAGGUCCUGGAUCCGUGUGAGUGCAUUUCUUUCCAGGGCCCUGAAGGACAAUUCGGGAGUCCCCACAGGACAGCAAAGGGAGGAUGUGAGGGAACUGACGAUGGGAGCGAAGGAAAGGCAGGGACUGUCGAUGCUGAGCUGCACGAUGCCAGCCCGAUGCCCUGGGCCCCAGCCCGGCGCCGCCGCUUGCGACGUGCAGAGAGCCGAGCGCCGCCCCGCAGCCCCCGCGCUCGCCUCCGCUCCGUUCCCUGGCGGGACUGGGCGAGAGCCCGAGCGGCAGCGGCGCAGGGCUGAGCCCCGGGGCGGAGCUGGCGGCGGCCCAGAGGAGGCGGCACGGCCGCAGCAGAGCCGGGGCUCAGGGGCACAGCGAGGCUCGGCCGGCGGAGCGGCGCCAUGCGGCGGGCUCGGGCCGCGGGGCUGCCGGCGCUGGCCGCGCUGCUGCUCGUGGCUGCGGCCAGAGCUCAAGUGCAGCAGCAGCCGUUCCUGGAGACCACCGAGGGCACCAGCAUCAGCAUCAAGUGCUCACACGCCAAUAUCCGGAUGGGCGAUUUCAUCUACUUCUACCGUCAGCUGCCGGGCCAAAGCCCCGAACUCGUGGCGUUCACUGUUAAAGCGGCCAAGAAGGUGCGAGCCCCUGAAGGGCGUCUGACGGUGUAGGCAGAUCGGCGCUCCAGCGCGCUGUGGCUGGCUGCGCCCCGGCGCGGGGACGCGGCCGUGUAUUACUGCGCGCUGGGGGCCACGGGCAGAGGAGCCGGGGCUGCGGCCGGGCACGAACCGCCGCGGGCGGGGCCGGGCGGGGCCAGCAGGGGCCGCUGCCGCUCCGCCCGCCGGGCUCCCGGGGCGCGGCUCCGCAGCUCCUUCCUCUGCCCCGAGCCCGCCCGCACCGACCCCGCACGGCCCCGCACGGCCCCGGCGCGCCGCACAACCCGCCUGCGACCCGCGCUCGCACGCUCGCCACGCACCGCCCGGCCUCCCCUCUCUCCCGAGCCCGCCGCUGCCUCACGCCAAACUGCUGCGGGCUGCGCCUCUGCCGCCGCCUCUCGCCCUCCGGACACGGCUGCUGCUGCUCUCGGCCUGCUUUGCAAAGCCACGAGCUGCUCCUUGACAGCACCUGGGCUGGGAGCUGGCAAAGCAGCUGCGCUGACGGGCACACGGGGGCUAAAUAAUGCAGUGCUGUGGCGUCAAGGGGUCAUGGAUUGAGAGAGGUUUUCAGUGAGGCUUUCUGAGGUGACCGAGGAAUGUCCACCUCUGUCUCUGCAGAAAUGUCUCUGUUCCAUACUGCAAGGGG